AUGACCCUGUCUCUCCAGCAAGCACAAGAGCUGUACAGGGACGCGCUGGCCGGGGGACAGAGCUCGUUCUUGCUGCAGCAGGGGGCCGGGGGUGAUGUUUUCAGCUGCUCCCUGGGUAACUUGCCCCCCGGGGAGGAGGCGGCGCUGACCCUGCGCUACGUCUGCGAGCUGCCGCUGGAGCCUGACGGGGCCACCCGCUACCUGCUGCCGGCCAUGCUGCGCCCCCGCUACACGCCCCAUGGGUGGGACGGGGAGGACGUCACCCAGGGGGUCCAGCGGGUACCCCCAGGGGAGCUGCCCUACACCCUGAGCCUGAGCAUCACGCUGCAGUUGCCCCACGGCAUCGACCGUGUGCUCUCCAACUGCUCCCUCACCCCCCUGAGCUACAGGGCUGGGAACCAGACCACCGCCCAGGUGUCGCUGGCCCAGGCGCCCCCGUGGGACCGAGACAUGGAGCUGCUGGUGCAUUACGCGGAGCCGCACAAACCCAGCGCGGUGCUGGAGGCUGGGCUGCCCGAAGUGGAGCCAGGCUCCCUGAUGGGUGACCCGGCUGUGAUGGUGACCCUGCUGCCCAGCCUGCUUGAGGCAUUGCCUGGCCAGAGCUUGGCCGGGGAGUUCAUCUUCCUGCUGGACCGCUCCGGCAGCAUGGCGUGCCCCAUGGACGGCCUAGACUACUCGGCCCAGCGCAUCGACAGCGCCAAGGAGACCCUGGUCCUGCUGUUGAAGAGUUUGCCCCUGGGCUGUUAUUUCAACAUCUAUGGCUUUGGGUCUUGGUUCGAGUCCUUCUACCCGCAGAGCGUGGGAUACACCCAGCAGACCAUGGCCGAGUCCCUGCAGCGCGUCCAGCAGCUCCAGGCUGACCUGGGGGGCACCGAGAUCUUGGCACCGCUACAAGCCAUUUACCGCAGCCCCUGCCUGGAUGGGCACCCACGCCAGCUCUUUGUGUUCACGGACGGGGAGGUGAGGAAUGCCCAGGACGUCAUCGCUGAGGUGCAGCGUCACCGGGGGGCCCACAGGUGCUUCUCCUUUGGCAUCAGGGAAGGGGCCUCCAUGGCUCUGGUCAAAGGCAUCGCCCGGGCAGCAGGGGGCAGCGCCGAGUUCAUCACGGGCCAGGACCGCAUGCAGCCCAAGGCCCUGCAGUCUCUGAAGCGGGCCCUGCAGCCGGCCGUGACUGGGAUCUCGCUGAGCUGGGAUCUGCCCCCUGGGAUGGAGGCGGCGCUGCUGGGCUGGGGCCCUGAGGUGAUCUUCCCUGGGCAGCGGUGCCUCAUCUACGCCCAGCUCCGCGGGCAGCCCCAGCCCUCAGACACUGCCGUGGGGGGCGUCACCCUGCAGUACUGCAUCCAGGACCAGACCUACAAGGAGAUGCUGCAGUUCCCCCUGCAGCCACAGGAUGGAGACAGGCUGCCCAUUCACCGGCUGGCAGCCAAGUCACUGCUGCUGGAGCUGGAGGGGGCCGUGGACACCGGGUCGGAGGGGGACCGGCGCCGGGUGCUGGAGACCAGCCUGAGCUUGGGGGUCGUCUGCUCCCUCACGGCCUACGUGGGGGUGGACACAGAGCGGGGGCAGCCAGUGCAGGGGCUGCUGAAUGCCGACGGCUCGUGGGACCUGGACCCCAGCUGGCCGCCGCGCUGGGGGUGA
Molecule: messenger RNA, 1638 nt
Organism: Chrysemys picta bellii (western painted turtle)
Lineage: Eukaryota; Metazoa; Chordata; Testudines; Emydidae
Source: RefSeq, a predicted model, not a curated record